CGCAGUACUCCGCCUGGCCAGCAGGUGGCGCCUUCAAAACCGGCGGAAUUACACGCGAAGAAGACCUGAGCCGAGCUAAACUAAACUGUUAGCGGUUUCGUACAGUCUUACGUAUGUAUAGUACGAAUUGAUCAAAUUACAUCACACUGUAUCAGAUAUGAAAUUGUACUGUUUGUCUGGUCACCCGACGUUGCCUUGCAAUGUUCUCAAGUUUAAAUGUACCACCAUCAUGUUGGACUGUGGGCUGGACACCACCUCUGCUCUGUGUUUCCUCCCUCUGCCUCUGGUGCACAGUCCAAGACUGUCAAAACUCCCAGGAUGGGCCUCCAAGGAUGGAACAGUGAACCUUGAGAAAGAGCUAAAGGAGUGUGCCGGUCGUGUAUUUGUGGACUCUGAGCCAGAGUUUUGUCUUCCUGAGAGAGAGCUGCUCGACCUGUCAACUAUCGACGUCAUCCUGAUUUCUAACUACCACUGCAUGAUGGCUCUGCCGUACAUCACUGAGCACACCAGCUUCUCAGGCACCGUCUACGCCACUGAGCCCACCUUCCAGAUCGGCAGACUGCUGAUGGAGGAGCUGGUUAAUUUCAUGGAAAGAGUUCCAAAGGCUCAGACUGCCACCUGCUGGAAGAACAAGGACAUACAACGGAUGUUGCCUGGGCCUUUGAAGGAUGCAGUGGAAGUGUGGUCAUGGAAGAAGUGCUACAGCAUACAGGAAGUGAACUCCGCGCUAAGUAAAGUGCAGCUGGUGGGCUACUCACAGAAAGUGGAGUUGUUUGGUGCAGUGCAGGUCACCCCUCUGAGCUCCGGCUAUUCCCUGGGCAGUUCAAACUGGAUCAUCCAGUCUCACUAUGAGAAAGUGUCUUAUGUCUCCGGCUCGUCCUUGCUCACCACACACCCUCAGCCUAUGGACCAGAGCUCUCUGAAGAACAGUGACGUUUUGAUCCUAACUGGCCUGACCCAGAUCCCCACAGCCAACCCGGACGGCAUGCUGGGAGAAUUCUGCAGCAACCUGGCCAUGACAGUCCGAGCUGGAGGGAACGUUUUGGUGCCAUGUUACUCCUCUGGUGUGAUUUAUGACCUGCUGGAGUGCCUCUACCAGUUCAUGGACUCUGCUAACCUGGGAAACACACCCUUUUACUUCAUCUCACCUGUGGCCAACAGCUCGCUGGAGUUCUCUCAGAUUUUUUCAGAGUGGCUGUGUCAGACUAAGCAGUCUAAGGCUUACCUCCCUGAACCUCCUUUCCCACAUGCUGAGCUGAUCCAGACCAACAAACUGAAGCAUUACCCGAGCAUCCACGGCGAGUUCAGCAGUGAUUUCAGACAGCCAUGCGUGGUGUUUACGGGGCAUCCAUCACUGCGGUUCGGGGAUGUCGUGCACUUCAUGGAGCUGUGGGGCAAAUCCAGUCUCAACACAAUCAUCUUCACUGAGCCUGAUUUCUCCUACCUGGACGCUUUGGCUCCCUACCAGCCGCUAGCCAUGAAGUGUGUGUACUGCCCCAUCGACACACGCCUCAACUUCCACCAGGUUUCCAAACUUCUGAAGGAAGUUCAGCCACUUCAUGUGGUGUGUCCUGAGCAGUACACUCAGCCUCCUCCCUCUCAGUCUCACCGGUCUGAUCUGAUGUUGGAGCUGCAGCCUCCACCUCUGCCCUACAGCCGAUGCUCCGUUCUCAAUCUGCCCUUCCACCGCACGUAUGAACGUGUCCAGCUUCUGCCCGAGCUUGCCAAAACUCUUGUACCUUCUGAGAUUAAACCUGGCAUCUCCGUGGCAAACGUGUCAGCAGUCCUGCAAUCGAAGGACAACAAGCAUGUCCUCCAGCUGGUGCCCAAGCCUGCUCCUGUGGCUCCCAGUAAAAAGAGGAAGAGGCUGAUGGAAGAGGUUCCUGAGCUGUCAAGCCCAAAGCCCCUGCUGAGCGGAGCUGUGCCUCUGGAAGCUUUCCUCGCAUCACUGCACAAGAGCGGAAUCUCCGAGGUGAAGGUGGAGGAGACGGCAGACGGUCACAUCCUGCACCUGCAGGCCGAGGACGCGCUCAUCCAGCUGGAGGAAGACGCAACGCACAUCGUCUGUGACAACAACGAGCCACUGCGCACUGCCCUCAGAGACCUGGUGCUCCGCUUCCUCCAGAAGCUCUGACUUCUGACCUUUUGAGUCUGAACUCUGACCUCAGUGUGGUUGCACACAGCGUGGUGAUGAUCCAGUGGGUCAGUAGCGGUGAGCAGUGAGCACUGGGACGCAACCGAGGCCACUGAGGUUAUUUUUGUUUUAAGUUAAAACAGAAGCUGAUUGUAAACACGAGAGAGCCGUGCCUCAGUCCUCACUGGUGAACACUGUACCUCACUGAUUUCUUGAAGUAAGACCUGUUCCUGGGCCAGAAUUCCUUAUAGCGCUAAUGACAUCAGUUUGUGUCCUACUCCUCCUGCUCUUGAGCCACGUCCCAGAAUGCACUGCUUUCAGACUAAGAGCCUUUCUUUUUGAAAAAGUAUGAACAAGGUGCAUCUUCAGUCCUGUUGAAUAAAUCAGGAAUUUUGUUAAUUUAUUAUUAACUGUACACAGAGCUACGCUGUGUUUUGUCUCUGGAAGAUGUCACAUUUCGGUGGGACAUUUUCUCUAUCUAUAACCUAUGUGGGAUAAACACAGGCAAUAAUAAUUUUGAUAAGUUGCCCUGUAUUAACUUCAUUUUUACACACUUUAAAUGGAAGUCUAAUGGGCUUCGCAUUCCAUCAGUACACCUUUAUGUAAAGCAAAUAUCAUACACAUUCUGCGACUAAAGGUGUGCACACAUCACGCUCUAAAUCUGUACAAGUCAUCCUUGCAGAGAUGGAGCUACUUUUCCAGAGGAAAGAAUUUGUGGUCAUGUGUGUUCCCGAUGUAGUUCUGAUGGUACACCACAAAACCUAAAGCCCGAAUUAGCAGAAUGACGUCGCAUUGCUGCAGUGUUGGAAAGUUUGAUAAAACUUCAUAAGAACUGCUUAGGUAAGACUUUCUCUCAUGUCCAUCUCAUCAUAAGACCUUUAUUGUUAGCGUAACGCUUUUUGUUUCGACUUUGUGUUCUAUAGUCCCACAUUUUAAAUGUUUAUUCAUGGAACUCAACAACUGCCGUCAGACUUCCAUUAUAAGUGAGCUUUGAGUAAAAUGUGUUAAAAAUGACUUUCGUGUCUGGAAGCCGAACGCCACUUAUGGAGGGAACGUUCAAGUGGCUCAGGAAUAGGAGGAAUCAGAUCAGAUCAGACGGCAGUUGUUGUUUCAAAAAAGCGAGACUGCUCAGGGAAAAAAAUGAGGUUCAUCACCGUUCAUGACUAAUUACAAACAAUGUGUAAAAAUUUAUUUUUUUUAUUGUUCAGGAAGCUUGGAAAUGAAAUGUGAGGGGGGAGAAUGUAAACAAAAUAAUAAAAAUAAUGAUAAUAAUAAUAGUCAUCAUCUCUGCUAAUCUUUUAUCAUUUUAUAUUAAUGUGUAAAUCUUUUAUAAUUUUGUAAUAAAUAAAGUUUCUUCGAUUU
This is a messenger RNA of Ictalurus punctatus (channel catfish), 3496 nucleotides long. It is a transcript of the gene ints9, whose product is annotated as integrator complex subunit 9. NCBI's taxonomy places the organism in Eukaryota, Metazoa, Chordata, Actinopteri, Siluriformes, Ictaluridae. The transcript has 17 exons. Gene Ontology annotation, biological process: snRNA processing. The record is from RefSeq and is a predicted model, not a curated record. Bases 158 to 2134 code for a protein of 658 amino acids. Gene Ontology annotation, cellular component: integrator complex.